This is a messenger RNA of Purpureocillium lilacinum, 741 nucleotides long. RefSeq lists its product as uncharacterized. Gene Ontology annotation, biological process: coenzyme A biosynthetic process. Gene Ontology annotation, cellular component: phosphopantothenoylcysteine decarboxylase complex. Gene Ontology annotation, molecular function: FMN binding; phosphopantothenoylcysteine decarboxylase activity. The record is from RefSeq and is a predicted model, not a curated record. NCBI's taxonomy places the organism in Eukaryota, Fungi, Ascomycota, Sordariomycetes, Hypocreales, Ophiocordycipitaceae.
AUGCUCCACGCCGUCCGAAAGGGCUCCGACGCCCAAAACGACGGCGGCGUCUACACGUCGGCGGCCGGCAAUGUCUCACUCGCCCGCGGCGACGGCAAGGUGCACCUGCUCCUCGCGGCCUCGGGCUCUGUCGCGACCAUCAAGAUCCCGCAGAUCAUCAACGGGCUCGCCUCGCACAGCAACCUCUCCAUCCGUCUCGUCCUCACCUCGUCGGCCGAGCACUUCCUGGCGGGGCAGUCGCCUGAGCAGCCCACGCUCGCCGAGGUGCGCCGGUUGCCCAACGUCGACGGCAUCUACACCGACGCGGCCGAGUGGACGCGGCCGUGGACCCGCGGUGCACCCAUCCUGCACGUCGAGCUGCGCCGCUGGGCCGAUGUUAUGGUCGUGAGCCCGCUGAGCGCAAACACCAUGGCCAAGAUGGUCGCCGGCCUCUGCGAUAACCUGCUCCUGUCCGUGUUCCGCGCCUGGGACGCCGACGGGUCCAUCGACGGUGUCAAGAAGAAGAUUGUUGUGGCGCCUGCCAUGAACACGGCCAUGUGGCGGAACCCUGUCACUGCCAAGCAUGUUCGCACGCUCGAGGAGGACUGGGGCGGUGUCGACGGCUGGGUCGAGGUGCUGCGGCCCAUCUCAAAGGGCCUCGCCUGCAAGGACGUCGGCGACGGCGCCAUGGUCGAGUGGGAGGAGAUUGUGGCCGUCGUCGAGGCGAAGCUGGGGCUGCAACGGGUCGAGAUGAGAGGCUGA